This is a messenger RNA of Bactrocera oleae (olive fruit fly), 852 nucleotides long. The record is from RefSeq and is a predicted model, not a curated record. NCBI's taxonomy places the organism in Eukaryota, Metazoa, Arthropoda, Insecta, Diptera, Tephritidae.
CAGUCAGCUGUAGCAGCCAACAUCGCUUACUAAAUUUAUCUUGAUGCGUAUAUCAUUCUAAAUACGUGGAAGAAACAUUUUAUUAUCACAACAGAAAGCUAAAUAGUAAGAUAAAGAAAUGAGAGUAAACUGAAUACUUAAUAUAUAUACGUAAUAAUAAAUUCAAAAAAUUAGUUUUUUGUCAGUUUACGCAUUUAACAAGUGGAUAGAAAAUAAUUCUUUACAUAUAUUUUUUUAGUCUAUUGUGCAUUUGUAUAUAUGUAUGUGAGUAGUGCUCCACGAAGGCAAUAGUUUGUGGUACAUAAAACAACGUCAAGGGAUUGACAAUGGAUUGGCGGCAGGCGGAAAUUUUCGAUUUGAUAUCCAUGUACAGAGAGUCUGAGUGUCUAUGGAAUUGUCUAAAUCCAGAAUAUAAAGACCUGGACUUGAAGAAAAAUGCAUGGAGGGAAAUCGCUAAUUUCUUCGGAAGAAAUGUGGAGGAUGUGAAGAAGAAAAUUAAAAAUUUGCGCACUAGUUACGUUAUAGAGAAAAAGAAAGUCGAGAGAAAGAAAACCGAAUCGGAAGACUCUCUGUAUGAGCCUCGUUUAUUUUACUAUGAUGAAAUGACCUUUUUGGACCCUGUAGUAAUUUUACGUUUUUUUAAUCCUACAGAACAGAAUGCUGAUCCCUUAACUGAAAUAAAACAAAAGCGUUCUACAAACGAAGGAUAUAUGAUAGCUGAAAAGAAAAAACGAAAACUAUUUAGUAAUAGUCAGACGGAGCGAGCACAUUUGGAAUUGUCUCCUACAAAAAGACUGCGUGAUAUAAGUGAUGUACACUUAGAUAAUGUACUACAAGACGAAUUAGAAGAGG